Dioscorea cayenensis subsp. rotundata (Guinea yam) is the source of this 1464-nucleotide messenger RNA. RefSeq names its product disease resistance protein RPS2-like. The transcript has a single exon. The coding region runs from base 1 to 1464 and encodes 487 amino acids. NCBI's taxonomy places the organism in Eukaryota, Viridiplantae, Streptophyta, Magnoliopsida, Dioscoreales, Dioscoreaceae. The record is from RefSeq and is a predicted model, not a curated record.
AUGGGGGAAGCCUUUGACGAGGGAUAUUCUCUAAUUGUAAAAUUAAAUGAAGCAUGUUUGUUGGAGUUGGAUUAUGACUUUACUGAAGAUUAUGUCAAAUUACAUGAUGUGAUUCGUGAUAUGGCACUGUGGAUUGUGUCCGAGUGUGGGAAGAAAAAGAACAAAUGGAUUGUUGGUGGAAGAGAUGAUGAUUUAGGACAAUUUUCAAAGUGGGAAGCAGGCAACUGGCAGGAGACAGAACUAAUAUCGUUUAAUGGUACUUUGUUUGGUAAUAGUGUCCAGAAAUUUUUAAGUAAUAAAAAUAUUGAUGAAAAGUGCCAAGUUUCUGUUGCAGCAACUUCUCCUAGAUAUCCUAAUCUCCAGAGUUUAUUUAUGGUUGAAAAUUCUGGAUGUGGAAUAGAGAAGGACGAGGUACUGGUUAUACACCUUUUCCCUCAUAUGCCAUCUCUCACACAUUUGAACUUAUCUGGGGCAAAUAUCUCGGGUCUUUCAAAAGAAAUUCAAGUUCUAGUUAAUCUUCAAUACCUCAACAUCAGCGCCACAAGCAUUCGGUCACUUCCACCUGAACUUGAAGAGCUGAAGCAAUUAAAAUACUUCUUCUUCAGUCAUCCAUAUUUUGUAAGUGAAGGUGGACUUGUUCCAAUUAAAGCUGAUGGGUUGUCUGCAUUAUCAAGGUUGCCUGAGUUGCAUGUGCUUGAUCUUUAUGAACAUACUUGUUUAGAAGCAGGUGACUUAAGGAUAUUGAUGGAUAGGAAGAGGAUUAAAGCGAUCAGUAUGGAUGUGGAAUUAGUUGAGAUUCUUCGACUUCUCAAAGAUUUGCCGACUUGGAAAAUAAAUUUGAGAAACAUACAUGAUAUGCCUACCCUCCAGCUUUGUGACUUGAGUUACAAAUGUGAUGGUGAGAGUUUGAUGGAGUUACAAAUCAGUGAUUGUGGCUUUGAGGAUUUGUUGAUAAAUGGCAGUGGGGUCAGUCUAAAGCAUCUCCAAUUGAAUGGUCUUGCAAAGCUCAAGCAAAUCACUCGACCAGCAGAAGCAUUUCGUAAUGGAUGUUUCCCGAAGUUGACAUAUGUUUCCAUUAGUGAUUGUGAUUCUCUGAGGAGUCUUUCAUGGGUUUUGCAUCUCCCAUGCCUUAGGACAUUACAAGCAUGGGAUUGCUCAGCAAUAGAGGAAUUAAUUGACCCUCGAGAGAUGCAACAAGCUUCAUCAGGCCUUCCCACCUUUCCUAACCUACAUUUAUUGUUUUUAUAUAGCAUGCCCAACUUAGUGAGUUUAAGCACAUGUUCAUUGGAUUUCCCUGUUUUGUCUGUACUUAUGUUGAAAAGGUGUCCAAAGCUAAAGAAACUUCCUUUCAAGUCAUCCAUUGUCAAUAAUAAAUUAAAAAUUGUGGACAUUGACGGUGACUUGUGGGAGAGUUUGGAAUGGGAGGACACAACAAUCCGAUCUCACCUCGCGAAGUUUCUCUAA